UUUCCCGUAACUCAGCUGCUGCUGCGACUGUUUUGGCGUCGGAGCCGCUCGCCAUUUUUACAUCUGCCGUCCGAGGGGCUAAAACAUACCGAUUUAUUGAUCGCACGGAGCUUUUUUAUUCACGGCAGGACAGCGCUCCGUGAUGAUGGAAAUGGAGGCGAUACAGUCCAGUCAACAGGACAUGGACCUGAUAGAUAUCCUGUGGAAUCAAGACAUUGAUCUGGGUGCCAGGCGCGAAGUGUUCGACUACAACCACCGCCAGAAAGAGCAUGAGUUACAGAGACAGCAGAAGCUGGAGGAGGAGAAGAGGCUGCAUUUGCUGCGGGAGCAGGAGAAGGCCCUGCUGUCGCAGCUUCAGCUGGACGAGGAGACGGGAGAGUAUAUACCUCGCACGCAACCCAGCAUCCCGCUGCCGUCGGCCGUCACACCCCUGGAGAAUGUCAGCUUCACAGAGGAGACUGGUGAUGGCAUGUCCUUAGAUGAAUGUUUGCAGCUGCUUGCAGAGACGUUUCCUGUAGAGGACGCUGAGAAUACUUCGGUUAGCGCGGUCACGGCUCCCGUUUCUAUGCACGUCAGCGGGAACAUCAUGAUGUCCCCCGAGCCGCCGGCCCUGUCUCCGGCCUCUCUCUCAUCGCCACAGCAGAUGUCCUCGGAAGUGGAACAGGCCUGGAUGGAGAUUCUGUCCCUCCCAGAGCUGCAGCAAUGUCUGAACAUGCAAAUGGAGGACACACUGGAGACUACAACAUAUCCACUUUCAAACAGUCCUGAAGUGCAGAAUCCAAACUAUCCCGAUCACCAACUCCUCCAAACUGCUUCUUUUUACCCCUUGACCAGCCUCCCGGAGGUGAAAACAAACAUUUUGAAUGUUAGCCCUGCAGAGUUCAUGAAUGCUUGCGAUGGCUCCGUUCCCAGUGUGGCUCCAUCUGAUCACCUCAGCCAGAUGAAGGUGGACGCCACUCAGUUAAAUGGAAACUUCGGCGCAGAAGGUUUCUGUGAUAUAUUUUAUCCCAACGCCGUCCUGGAAGAGAGCAGCGGGCACCACAGCCUGGAUGGAGGUGAAAGCAUACCAGACGCUCCCAACAAGGCCACCUUCACACCCAUGGACCUUUACAGCAUCUCACCUGAAGAUGAAUUCGAAACAGGCAAAAACAAUGUGGCACCAGAUAUUCCCGACUCGGAUUCGGGAAUCUCCACAUACUCGAGUCCCAAUUCCAGUUCGCCCAGCAAGUCGGUGAACGGAAGCGGUUCCUACGGUUUCAGCGAUUCAGACAUGGAAGAGAUGGAGUACAACUCCGGAAGUGGAGGAUCCUUCUAUUCGGAGAUGUUUUCAUUAAAUUUCCAACCCGAUGAUCUGGACCCGGCGCUACCGGGGUCAUCGCCGGCUGGAGAGCCACAGCAGCUGGAGGAGGAACCCAACCAACACAAGGUGGAUCCAGCAGAAGAUGGUGGUCACAGCGGCGCGCCCUUCACCAAAGACAAAUCGAAAAAACGCUCCGAUUUACGUCUCUCGAGAGACGAGCUGAGAGCCAGGUCCCUCAAAAUCCCCUUCACCGUGGACAUGAUCAUCAAUCUGCCCGUGGACGACUUCAACGAGCUGAUGUCCAAGCACCAACUGAACGAGCCCCAGCUGGCCCUGGUCCGUGACAUACGGCGCCGCGGGAAGAACAAGGUGGCCGCGCAGAACUGCCGCAAGCGCAAGAUGGACAACAUCGUGGGUCUGGAGACUGACCUGGACUCGCUGAAGGACGAAAAGGACCGUCUGCUGAGCGAGAAGAGCAAAAACAUGACUGACCUGAAGGAAAUGAAGCGGCAGCUCCACAGCUUGUACCUGGAGGUCUUCGGCAAACUGAGGGAUGAGAAGGGGAACUCGUACUCCCCGUCGGAAUACUCCCUCCAGCAGUCGACCGAAGGCAGCGUCUUCCUCGUUCCUCGCAUCAAAAAGACAUUCAAGAGCGAAGACGGCCACUAAUCUCCUUUGUAAUAUGGUACCGCAUCAUCAUAGGAUACUAUGCAAUAACUUUGUAGUCACUCAGCUUUAAGCUUCAGCAGUCCAGCAGAACUAUUGAAUAGUUUUUGCUCACUUUUCUUCAAUGUUGUAAUAUUUUUGAUAUUUUACUUUUGUACUCUAUCCUCACAAAUUCACUAAAGAAUAGUUUGUAAAUAUAAACCUCACCUGCUUUUGAGAUUAGUAACAAUGUUUUUUUGUGUGUAUGUACAUAUAUAUAUAUAUAUAUUAAAAAAAAUAUGACUGUUGUAUAUAUCAUACUUCUUUAUGCUAGUGAUCGUUUCAAUCAUUGUUACUUCUUUUAUAACUUUCCCCUGAUUUGCUGCCCAGUUAUUUUUUAAUCUGUCCUAUAUGCUUUGAAAUAAACUAUUCAUAUAACUA
This is a messenger RNA of Cololabis saira (Pacific saury), 2386 nucleotides long. It is a transcript of the gene nfe2l2a, whose product is annotated as nfe2 like bZIP transcription factor 2a. The transcript has 5 exons. Gene Ontology annotation, molecular function: DNA-binding transcription factor activity, RNA polymerase II-specific; RNA polymerase II cis-regulatory region sequence-specific DNA binding. The record is from RefSeq and is a predicted model, not a curated record. Bases 143 to 1969 code for a protein of 608 amino acids. NCBI's taxonomy places the organism in Eukaryota, Metazoa, Chordata, Actinopteri, Beloniformes, Belonidae. Gene Ontology annotation, biological process: regulation of transcription by RNA polymerase II; cellular response to oxidative stress. Gene Ontology annotation, cellular component: nucleus.